Molecule: messenger RNA, 1785 nt
Organism: Sparassis crispa
Lineage: Eukaryota; Fungi; Basidiomycota; Agaricomycetes; Polyporales; Sparassidaceae
Exons: 4
Coding region: 1-1785 (594 amino acids)
Source: RefSeq, a predicted model, not a curated record
AUGACUAUAUGCCUUGCCUAUCAAAAGAACAUCUCGGACAGACGGUACAGAGCUCACCUCGGACAGUGUCGCAAAGCCUACGAGUACACAGCAUCAUCUAUUGACAAGUAUGAAGCACGGGGAGAAAAGGAGAAGAAGGCAAAGCUUAGAAAAUGGGAUAGGACACAGAAUCUAGAUGAAGAAUGUGCUGCUCUUAGAGAAGUGCUGAAUGAGGUUGAAGAUUUCGAGUCUGCAGGUUAUGCCGGGGAAGCUAAUGAUUCCAUGGCAGUCCCUCCGUUAAUACAAGAGGACCCCCCUGAUCCAAGUACCAUUAGUCGAGCUGGACGACGAUGCAUACUCCCCCGGAGGUUAGUGGAUUACCUUCCCUCCAACUUCGGCGGUCUUGCAGCGCAUAUUCUGAGAGAGAAGAUCCCGACCAAGAGGUCUCAAAAGGCUCAUGAUGCGGGUAUCAUGGAUGAUGCACCACCUCUCCCUCCUGAUCCAGAGCCUGCUGCCGAAGAAAUUGUUCCUUGUUUCCAGACAGAACCCAACCAAUUCGGAGUCUAUUGCGAGUAUAUCACGACACCUCUAGCAGAUCCUGAGGAUGAAAUAACACUGGAUUCUCUCUGUGACUCACCGACUCUCAUAACAGCUUGGUCUUCUGACUCUAGCCACUGGAAUUCUCUGCGCAGUUUUGGUGCGGCAUUUAUGAAGAAACUCCAUGAUGCGGAGCAAAACUACUUCGCCCCCUUCCUUAAUGCCACCACAUAUCAUCUCAUAUCAUGGCUCUACAACUCAUCUUCUGUAAAAUCUGUCGCAGAUCUGGAUUGCUUAGUAAAUGAUGUGCUUCACGCAGAGGAUUUCGAUAUUGCAGAUCUCGAGAACUUUCGAGCAGCUCGGGAACUCAAACAGCUAGAUAAUUACAGCGAGGCAUUUGAUGCAGGUGACGACUGGUGCGAAGCAGCCGUCAAGGUCCAUCUGCCGAAAGAAAAUGUCCUGUACAGAUCUGAAGAUGAUGCGCCAGAGUUUGAAGUCACGGGUAUAUACUAUCGACCCCUUCUACAAGUGAUCAAAGCAGCGUACCAGGACAUCUCAGCCACCCGAUUCCAUGUCAUUCCUCACAAGCUGUUUUGGCAGCCUCCUUCUUCAUCCAACGAUGCAUCUUCCUCGGAGUCUGCAUCAUCUGAUGAUGAUGUAGAGGUGGAACCAGAACCGGUGCGAAUAUACAGUGAGCUCUACAAUUCGGAUGCCAUGCUUGAAGAGGAUGCAAAGCUGCGCACUCUGCCACAUAAUCCAGAUGAUAGCCUGGACGUUGAGAUUACCAUUGCGCCAAUUAUGGUCUGGUCUGACUCUACGCACCUUGCAAGUUUUGGAACGGCAUCGCUCUGGCCCAUAUAUGCCUAUUUCGGGAGUCUCUCCAAGUACUUCCGAGGCAAACUGAGCGCUUUUGCAGCACACCAUUUGGCAUACAUCCCUUCACUCCCCGACAAGAUACAAGACUACUACAGGUCGAUAUACAAGGUUGCUGCAAUGGCCGCUACCCUGACAUUCUGCAAGCAUGAGCGAAUGCAAGCAAUCUGGCUUUUACUCCUGGAUCCAGAAUUUAUGCAUGCAUAUAAGCAUGGUAUAAUUCUCCUGUGUGGAGAUGGUGUUCUUCGACGAUUAUUUCCGCAAUUUUUUACAUAUUCGGCUGAUUACCCAGAGAAAGUUCUCCUUGCAUGCAUCAAGUACCUUGCGAAGUGUCCAUGCCCUCGCUGCUUGACCAAGAAGGCAAAUAUUGGAGCCAUAGGCACUCGAGCUGACUAA